Messenger RNA from Lactuca virosa, 1738 nucleotides. The record is from the annotation of a GenBank genome assembly. NCBI's taxonomy places the organism in Eukaryota, Viridiplantae, Streptophyta, Magnoliopsida, Asterales, Asteraceae.
CCAAACCCAUUUCUUCCCGCAAACACCAAACAUAUAAGAACACGGCGAUCAGAUUUUUGACAAAGUAAAAAAUUUCGUUUUUUCCCAAAUGGAGCUCCUUCAAUGGCGAAACCCGCACUGAACCACUAAUCAAGACUUCUCUUGUUAUCUAUAUUUCGUUCAAAAGCUCGAUUUUCUCUCUCUAAAUUACAACCAAGAACCCUAACAUCAUUCAUAUAUGGCAUUAUCGAUUGAUUCCACACCAGUAACUUCUUCACUCGCUCCUGGGUUUAGGUUUCAUCCAACAGAUGAGGAACUCGUACGGUACUAUCUCAGGCGCAAGAUUUGCGGUAAACCCUUCCGAUUUGAUGCGAUUUCUGACGUUGAUGUCUACAAAGUCGAGCCAUGGGAUCUUCCAGAUUUGUCCAAACUGAAGAGCAGAGACCUGGAAUGGUACUUUUUCAGUGCCCUCGACAAGAAAUAUGGGAAUGGAUCCAGGACAAAUCGAGCCACCGAAAAGGGCUACUGGAAGACUACUGGGAAAGACCGAGUGGUUCACCAUAGGUCUCAACAGGUAGGGAUGAAGAAAACUCUGGUGUAUCACAGUGGUCGUGCUCCAAAAGGUGAGAGGACAAAUUGGGUUAUGCAUGAAUACAGACUCAUCGAUCAGGAGCUGGAAAAGGCUGGAAUUAUACAGGAUGCAUUUGUCCUCUGUAGGAUCUUCAGGAAGAGUGGUUCUGGACCCAAGAAUGGUGAAAAAUAUGGGGCACCAUUUAUUGAGGAGGAAUGGGAAGAUGAAGAUGAGUCUGUAGUUGUUCCCAAACAGGAAGAUUUUACUCAGGAGUUGCCUGUUGAUGAGGAUUCGUAUUUAGAUGCUAAUGAUAUUGAGCAGAUUCUUAACACAGACAUGCCAGUGGAAGAUGUUCCUCUCCCAUUAAACUUCAAUCAGGAUGAUUACAGUAAUAUCAUCAGCAAUUCAGAUCAACCCACAGCUGAUAACUCUGAUGAAUCUAAUAAGUCAUUUGAACCACCUGUGCAAACUGUGUUCCAUGAACAUGCUGAAGAACAAAGCUAUCCCAUGAAUUUUGACAUUGAUUACUUGCUUGAUCAACCAUAUUUUGAUGCUACUUCUGAUUUCCCACUUGAUGAAACCUUAUUCUUUGAAGCAAAUGACCUUAAAGAUGAUGUCAACACCGAUUCCGGCCUCGACAUACUCGAUGAAUACAUGUCAUUCUAUAAUUCCGAUCUCGACAACUUCCAACCCACUUUUGAUUCGUUACAAAAUGACAACAUUGCCCUCGACUCAUCUUCACUUCUCAAGGGAAUCCAUCAAGAACAGAACAAUGAUAAGGAUAUCGCCUCCUCUUCAAAGAAAGAGCAUGCAGAUCAAGAAACAGAUAUUGCAUACCCGUUUCUCAAAAAGGCAAGUUACAUGCUGGAGAACAUAUCUGCUCCACCUGCAUUUGCUUCUGAGUUUCCUGCAAAAUACAUGGCUUCUGGUUCUCGUGGUCAAAGCUCGGUCAAUGUCACUUCUGGUAUGAUCCACAUCAGCAAUGUCUCGUUUGGUGGUGGUGCAAUGGACUUUUCAUUGGGGAAGAACACUCAGCUCAACAUUGUUGUCUCAUUUGGGGACAUGAACAAUGGGAAGGUGAAUUUGGGUGGGUCCCGCAGUUGGUUUUACUGUGGGCUUCUAUGGAUUCUGGUGGCUUCUUUGAGCUUCAAGAUUGGGAGUCUUGUAUGUCCCAGGUUUGCCUCAUAA